This is a messenger RNA of Anthostomella pinea, 240 nucleotides long. NCBI's taxonomy places the organism in Eukaryota, Fungi, Ascomycota, Sordariomycetes, Xylariales, Xylariaceae. The record is from the annotation of a GenBank genome assembly.
AUGGCUUCGACGAUCCUCCCAAAGCCUGCUGUCCAGCAGCUUAAGGAAGACCUGCUGAUGUUGAAACCGGCAAGGAGCGCGAGCAUCGACACCCAUGUGAUAUGGGGCAACCUGAAACGAAGCCAGUGGAACGCCUGGCAGACAGAAAGACCACCAGAGCAUCUCCGCACGUUCGGGAUGCCAUGGACUGACCGCGGCGUGGAAACCGACGUCUUCGAAGGGGCACAGCAAACGUACUAG